Molecule: messenger RNA, 342 nt
Organism: Alternaria ethzedia
Lineage: Eukaryota; Fungi; Ascomycota; Dothideomycetes; Pleosporales; Pleosporaceae
Gene: TOA2
Product: Transcription initiation factor IIA small chain (TFIIA 13.5 kDa subunit)
Exons: 3
Coding region: 1-342 (113 amino acids)
Biological process (GO): RNA polymerase II preinitiation complex assembly; transcription initiation at RNA polymerase II promoter
Cellular component (GO): transcription factor TFIIA complex
Molecular function (GO): TBP-class protein binding; RNA polymerase II general transcription initiation factor activity
Source: RefSeq, a predicted model, not a curated record
AUGGCCACCGACAACACCAAGUACUACGAGCUCUACCGCCGAAGCAGCCUGGGCGGCUCUCUCACGGACACCCUGGACAACCUCAUCACCGAGCGCCGGAUAGAACCCCAGCUCGCCAUGAAGAUCCUCCUCAACUUUGACAAGGCCGUCGCCGAUGUGCUCUCGGAGAAGGUCAAGUCGCGCUUGACAUUCAAGGGACAUCUCGAUACCUACCGCUUCUGCGACGACGUAUGGACCUUCAUUAUCAAGGAUAUCAACUUCAAGCUGGACAACACCCAUCAAGUUCAUGCCGACCGCGUCAAGAUUGUUAGCUGCAACGCGAAGCGUCCUGGCGAGGCCUAG